Linum trigynum is the source of this 1539-nucleotide messenger RNA. NCBI's taxonomy places the organism in Eukaryota, Viridiplantae, Streptophyta, Magnoliopsida, Malpighiales, Linaceae. The record is from the annotation of a GenBank genome assembly.
AUGGCUGAUUACAAUGAGCCGCUUCUUUCUCAGGCGACGGAGGGCCAAUAUGACCAUGGCGACCAACUGCUUAUUCCAAGAAACAGGGCCACAACUGCCUCCUUUGUUGGCGGCGCAGGUGACAUUCCCCCAAUCAGAAACAUCCGUGACUUCUCCAGAGAGUUCGUCGCCGAAUCAUCCAAGCUCUGGCUCCUGGCGGGCCCCGCCAUCUUUACCUCCAUCUGCCAGUACUCCCUGGGCGCAGUCACGCAAGUCUUCGCCGGCCACGUCGGCACCCUCGAGCUCGCCGCCGUCUCCAUUGAGAACUCUGUCAUCGCCGGCUUCUCCUUAGGCACCAUGCUGGGCAUGGGAAGCGCCUUGGAGACACUAUGCGGGCAAGCCUACGGGGCAGGACAGCUGGAGAUGUUAGGAGUGUACAUGCAGCGAUCGUGGGUCAUCCUCCUUGCCACGUCAUUACUCCUCAGCCUGAUGUACAUCUUCGCCGCCCCGUUCCUCCUCCUGAUCGGGCAGACCGCGUCCAUCUCACGUGCCGCCGGCGUGUUCGCCAUCUGGAUGCUCCCGCAGCUCUUCGCCUACGCGAUGAACUACCCGAUGGCCAAGUUCCUGCAGGCGCAGAGCAAGAUGGCGGUUAGGGCCGGGAUCGGCGGAGCGGCGCUGGCAUUUCAUGCCGCCUUCAGCUGGCUGCUGGUGGUGAAGCUGGGGUGGGGUCUCGGCGGUGCGGCGGUGGUGCUGAACGCGUCGUGGUGGUUCAUCGUUGCGUCGCAGUUGGUGUACAUCGUGGGCGGGAGGUGCGGGAGGGCUUGGAGUGGGUUCACGUGGCAGGCGUUCCACAAUCUGUGGGGUUUCGUUAGAUUGUCGCUUGCGUCGGCGGUUAUGGUUUGCUUGGAGAUCUGGUACUUCAUGGUAUUGAUACUGUUUGCUGGAUACCUCAAGGAUGCUGAAGUUGCUGUGGCUGCGUUGUCCAUCUGCAUGAACAUUUUGGGAUGGACCAUCAUGGCGGCUUUUGGAAUGAACAUAGCCAUCAGUGUAAGAAUUUCCAACGAACUUGGAGCAGGUCAUCCAAGAACAGCAAAAUUCUCACUCACCGUUGCUGUGAUAUCGUCAUUUGUGGUUGGCAUCAUCCUCGCACUCGUUCUCGUUGUCACUAGAGAUUAUUACCCAUCUCUCUUCUCCAAUAAUUUGGCGGUGAAGCAGGUCGUAAAGGAUCUAACUCCUUUACUCGCUUUGUGCAUUGUCAUUAACAACGUUCAACCCGUUCUCUGCGGUGUGGCAAUUGGGGCUGGAUGGCAAGCAGUUGUGGCGUACGUGAACAUUGGGUGCUACUAUUUGUUUGGGAUUCCAUUGGGCUUGAUUAUGGGCUACAAAUUUCAUAUGGGCAUAACAGGGAUCUGGUUAGGUAUGAUGGCAGGAACGGUGGUACAAACACUUGUUCUUUACUGGAUGAUCUACAUAACUAACUGGAACAAGGAGGCUUCUAUUGCUGGAGAUCGGAUAAAGAAAUGGGGAGAAGACUGUCAUAACGAGAUCAUCGAUCACUAA